UAACUUAUCAAGGAAAAAAAUUAAUAUCUAGAUAAACCUUAGGGCAUAUAAAUGAAAGGUUAUUAAAUGUACAAACCAAUAACAAACUCCAAAAGAAAAUUUUGGAAAAUUAAGAUGUAGGAGUUUAUUAAGAUGUUGUUUGUUUUGAAAAAAUAAAAUAUUUGUAGUUUUUUUUUUCACAUCUUUAAAAGAAGAUACGUACCAAAAGUUUGUUUGUUUUGAAAAAAUAAAAUAUUUGUAGUUUUUUUUCACAUCAUCAAAAGAAGAUAUGUACCAAAAGUUUGCCGUCUAUAUAAAAUAAAUUGUUUGUUUGUAAAGUCAAGGUUGCAUAAAUGAUAUUAAACCACAUCCUCAUAUGACACUAAACAAACAUACCAGUAGUAUAUACAUUCAUUAACUACACCGAUUUCUAGUUAAUAGUAAAAGACGAUGGCGGAGGUAGCGAUGAUGGUAGUGGUGGCGGCGAAGGUGAUGGUGAUGGUUGGGGCGGCGAAGGUGGUGGUGAUGGUUGGGGCGGCGAAGGUGGUGAGGUGCAUCAUGUUCUUUUAACAAAUAAAAUCUAUAAUCCAAAUAAAUACUUAAACGAAGACAUUAAAAUAUUAACAAACUUCUAGUAAAAAAAAAAUACACGUAAAUAUUGAUGACCUCUUUUAUACCAUAAGAACCAAUUAUGUUGGCUCCUUUUAAAGAGUUUUGUAUUUAAAUAAUUUUAAAAGGUAAAAUAAAAAUAUUAAAAAAAAAUCUUAAAAACUAUUUUUUAAUCAUUAGUAUAAUAAUAAUUUUUUACUAAAUCUGUUUUUAUAAGAGAGUGUUUUUUUUAGUAGAUUGGGUUGUUCAGGAAUGUGGUAUUCGUCUGUUUUUUAUUAAAAACAAGAUUAUUUGCACUAAUAAUGUGGGUAUUUUCUAAAUUUCAAUGUUUUAUAGUUAAUGUUUAUGCUCCUUGGGAGGAAGGCCAAAAAAAAAGGGAAAAUGAAAAUUUUAGGGUAAUAAAGUGUUCUAUAAGUACUCAUUUGGUCCCUUAUCUUUUUUUGUCUUUAUUAUACCACUGAACUUAAUAAUCCUGCUCACCAAAACCCUCGAUACCGGUUGUUGUAGGUUACUGCUUAUGUGGAUAUUACGUGGCAUUAUGUGUCAUAAACUGGGCUUAUUAAUUGCAAAGUUGCAGUACUGCAUCGUUCUUGCCCUAGAUCGACAUGGAUGCUUCUUCUUAUUCUUCUUCUAUUUCUUCCAAACGAAAAGCUGAAUUUCAACCUGAAAAUCCUUGUUACUGUGGGUUACCAUCUCGUGUACGAACUUCACGAACUAAAAACAAUCCAGGAAAAAAAUUUCAGAUUGUGCCUUAACUCCAUGAAUGAAGGACCAAAAUGCAAGUUCUGGGAAUGGUUGGAGCCUGAAACCCCUGAAAAUGAAGUCAAUUCUGGGAAGGACAAAAAAGAACUAUGCAAUUUAACCCUCAAAGUUUCUAUAUUGGAAAACAAGAUCAACAUAUGUAAGAUGAAGAUGGAACAAGAAAAUUUGGUUGUUAGACAAGAGUUUGAAAAACUCAAAUGGAAGCUAUUUACUCAUAAAGUUGUGAUGAUUGUGUUGUUUCCGUUGUUUGUGUUUAAGAAGUAGUUAGUUUAGUUGUAUUCAAAGACUAAAUGUAAUCCUUAAUGUUGUAAUUUGUUUGAUGUAUUAAGACUAAAUCUUUUUGAUUAAUGAUAGUUUGAUGUUUUGAGUGGUUUCAAUGAAGUAUUAAUGU
Lactuca sativa (garden lettuce) is the source of this 1741-nucleotide messenger RNA. NCBI's taxonomy places the organism in Eukaryota, Viridiplantae, Streptophyta, Magnoliopsida, Asterales, Asteraceae. The record is from RefSeq and is a predicted model, not a curated record.